Molecule: messenger RNA, 2094 nt
Organism: Ananas comosus (pineapple)
Lineage: Eukaryota; Viridiplantae; Streptophyta; Magnoliopsida; Poales; Bromeliaceae
Exons: 9
Coding region: 176-1678 (500 amino acids)
Molecular function (GO): zinc ion binding
Source: RefSeq, a predicted model, not a curated record
CUCUCUCUCUCUCUCUCUCUCUUUGCCCGAACCUCAAAGCAUCUCCCUGGCCUCUUCGAAACCGACGAUCUCUCUCUCUCUCUCUACGAUCUAGGGUUUCUCCGGAUUAAAAUUAAUCGAAAUUAUCGAUCAAUUUCGAUUAAGAGGAGCUUAAUUUUGUUACAGGAGGUUGUUAAUGGAGAAUCCCGGGCCUCCUUCGGAGCCGGAGGGUAACCCGGAGCUGGAAUCUCGAGAUCGGGAGGUAUCAGAUCAAAAUGAGAGUACUGGAAGGGAAAGUAAUCCCCGCACGCAUCAUUCGCGACGGCCACAUCUUUCCUCUAUACAAAUACCAGCUCGAACAAUUGAGAACCCAAUACCUUCUUCAACGCGAAUAACCAUAUCCCCCAGCCCUAGCUCGACAAGAGCAGGGCUUCCCCCAAGGCCUAGUUCAACGAGAACGAAGUCAUCUAUCAGAAAUCUAUUUCCACAACGGAGUAUUAGGGCAAAGAGUUCGAGCCUGGAAGGCGAUAGAACAAUCCUCCUGAUUCCGGGGACUCCCCUUUCGGAAGGGCAGCAGGAAAAGCCCUCGACAUCAAGGUCGUUUUCCUUCACCAAGGUUUUCAACUCUGUGUCAGUGAAAACAGCACACUCCUUACCGGUCACUCCAGUCGCGAAUUCAGGCCCUGCUUCUUCUCAGGAAAGGCAUGCAGUUGACCUGCCUAAUACUAUGGAUAAGAAAGAAAUCCAAACACAAAUCAGGCGCUCAUUCUCAGUACCAGGAAAUGCCAAAGGCAGGAGUUUACGGAGGAUGGAUUCAUUAGGUCUGAUUCGUGUAAUACCAGCAACCCCUCGUCCUGUUGCUGUUGACAAUGCUACUGAGAGUGAUGCUAUAGAGAUAGUUGAUGCACAGACAGAAGAUGGUGGUGAAGAUAUUCCAGAAGAAGAGGCGGUUUGCAGGAUUUGUUUGGUUGAGCUAGCGGAAGGCGGUGAAACUCUUAAAAUGGAAUGUAGUUGCAAAGGAGAGCUCGCUCUUGCGCACCAAGAAUGUGCAAUCAAGUGGUUUAGUAUUAAAGGGAACAAGACGUGUGAUGUAUGUAAACAAGAUGUUCGUAACUUACCCGUAACAUUACUGAGGAUACAAAAUCCUCCCAGUAGGCGGCCGCCAAAUGCUUUGCAGCAAAGGGAAGCUGCACAAUACAGAGUCUGGCAGGAUGUUCCAAUUUUGGUCAUGGUCAGCAUGCUUGCCUAUUUCUGCUUCUUGGAACAACUUUUGGUUACCAUUAUGGGGUCGCGUGCUCUCGCAAUUUCGCUGCCUUUUUCUUGUGUUUUGGGUCUUCUCUCAUCCAUGAUAGCUUCCACAAUGGUGAGCAAGACUUACAUCUGGGCUUAUGCUACCUUCCAGUUUGCUCUCGUAAUCCUUUUCGCGCAUAUCUUCUAUAAUGUGCUAAAGGUGUCUGCUGUUCUGGCAGUAUUACUUUCCUCAUUUACGGGUUUCGGAAUUGCUAUCAGUACAAAUUCUUUGCUUGUGGAGUAUUUGAGGUGGAGAUAUAGACGAAAUCAGAGACUGGAGCAAAUAAAUAAUUAUGGCAGCCAGCCCCAACAAUCUGGAAAUAAUGCUGAAACGGAAAAUACCAAUUAUAAUAAUAGGCAGCAAGAGGGGAGACAGAUUGAAUCAACAGAUGCUCUACAGCAUGGAUGAAGAUGAAUGUUCCUCAAUUUUUCCUUCAGUGUCAGAUCCUACAAGCUACAAAGAAGACAAGACAGUAAAGAGCAUGCACGGUCAAGAAGCAGAUUUGAGCUGCAAACAAGAGCACAUUCGAUGAUUACGGCAUGCAAUUAAAUUGCAAUUAGAUUUGUGAGAAACACGAUAUACAUUAGCAUUGAUUUUGUGAAGCAGUCAAAUGUUAAAGAUGAGAAGAGUGAAUGUGUGUGUGUGAUCUCAGGGAGACUAAAUGUCUCUAUGUAAGCUAUACAUGUGUGUGAUUUCUAGGAGAUUAUGUAAGCUAUACAAGUUACAAAUACGGUUGUUAUGUACAUGAGAUACAUUAUGGAUACGAUGUUUUUGAAAUCACAGUAGUGAAAGUUUGGAAUGAAAUUUGCUAUAUUUAUGGUGAA